Messenger RNA from Apis florea (little honeybee), 3971 nucleotides. RefSeq names its product Upf1 RNA helicase (gene Upf1). Gene Ontology annotation, molecular function: RNA helicase activity; ATP binding; hydrolase activity. The record is from RefSeq and is a predicted model, not a curated record. Gene Ontology annotation, cellular component: cytoplasm. Gene Ontology annotation, biological process: nuclear-transcribed mRNA catabolic process, nonsense-mediated decay. Lineage: Eukaryota; Metazoa; Arthropoda; Insecta; Hymenoptera; Apidae.
GUCAUCUAUCGGGAUGCAACGAAAUCUGCCGCUUAUCAUACGUUUAACCGAUAAAAAUUUCGAGAGAAAUCGGCACGAAAAAUCAAAUCGCGAGAAAGGCAAUCAUCGUUAGUGACUACGAAAUCGCUGAAAUACCCAACUUUCAGUCUCGAUCUCUCGGGACGUACAUAAAAAUCAGCUGAUGACGUAACAUAUAACGAGCGUAAGAAGAAAAGUUAGUCGCAUACUCGUGUCGGUGUUGGUGGGCGCGAGACUUGCGCGAGACGAAGUAUGGCGUAGGAUUCCCUCUGGCCUCUUUCGUUGAGCAGUGUUAAGAGUUCACUCUACUUGGUAGUUUUGUUUGUCUAUUAUUUCGCUAACGGGCACGAAAAGGACAUCGAGUAUCUGUACAGGAUGAGCGUCGAUGCAUAUGGACCUAGCAGUCAGACCCUCACGUUCCUCGAUACAGAGGAAGCUGAUUUAAUCGGUGCAGACACGCAGGGUAGCGAAUUUGAUUUCACCGAUUUUACAUUACCCUCACCGAGUCAAACUCAAGCUUCGCAACACGAUGCUGCCCAAAGUCAACCUAACCAGCCUGUACAGGUUAAUGGAACAAGUGGCAGUUCAUCUUUAGACUUGAAAAUUUCUGGAGCAGCACAAAGUCUUGCAGAAUUACAGUUUGAAGAAGAAGAAGAAGAAGCAUAUUACAAUCGUGAUUUACCAGAACAUGCAUGUAAAUAUUGUGGUAUUCAUGAAGCAUCUUGCGUUGUUAUGUGUAAUGUCUGCCGCAAAUGGUUUUGUAAUGGACGUGGAAAUACAUCUGGUUCUCAUAUUAUUAAUCAUCUUGUUCGAGCCAAACAUAAGGAAGUUACUUUACACAGAGAUGGCCCUUUGGGAGAAACUGUUCUGGAAUGUUAUUCAUGUGCUGUUAGGAAUGUUUUUGUUCUUGGUUUUAUUCCUGCUAAAGCAGAUUCUGUUGUUGUAUUACUCUGCCGUCAACCAUGUGCAGCUCAAAGUUCCUUGAAGGAUAUGAAUUGGGAUCAAGAACAAUGGAAACCAUUGAUUGAAGAUCGCUCUUUUUUAGCUUGGUUAGUAAAAAUCCCAUCAGAACAAGAACAAUUACGUGCCAGACAAAUUUCUGCUCAACAAAUCAAUAAGUUAGAAGAAUUAUGGCGGGACAAUGUCGAUGCGACUUUCCAAGAUCUUGAAAAACCUGGAGUAGAUGAAGAACCGCAACAAGUACUUUUGCGGUAUGAAGAUGGAUACCAAUACCAGAAUAUAUUUGGUCCGCUCGUAAAAUUAGAAGCCGAUUAUGAUAAACGUUUAAAAGAAUCUCAAACUCAAGAGAACAUCGAAGUACGUUGGGAUGUUGGACUAAAUAAAAAGACAAUUGCUUAUUUCAUGUUAGCCAAAACAGACGGUGAUAUGAAGUUAAUGCAUGGAGAUGAAUUGAGACUUCGCUAUUUGGGUGAACUUCACAAACCUUGGUCUGGAAUUGGACACGUGAUUAAAAUUCCUGAUAAUUAUGGAGAAGAAGUCGGGAUCGAAUUAAAAAAUAAUUCUGGCGCUCCGACGGAAUGUGUUAGUAACUUCGUCGUUGAUUUUAUUUGGAAAAGCACAAGUUUUGAUCGCAUGCAAUUAGCAUUACGGAAAUUUGCUGUGGAUGAUACUUCUGUAUCCGGUUACAUAUAUCAUAGAUUAUUAGGACAUGAAGUGGAAGAAGUUUUAUUCCGCUGCCAUCUUCCUAAGCAUUUUAGUGCUCCGAAUUUGCCAGAUUUAAAUCGUUCUCAAGUAUAUGCUGUAAAACAUGCUGUACAAAGGCCUUUAUCUUUGAUUCAAGGACCACCUGGAACAGGAAAAACUGUAACUAGCGCUACGAUAGUUUAUCAACUCGUAAAACAAAACGGUGGUCCUGUUUUGGUAUGUGCUCCUUCAAACACAGCUGUGGAUCAACUCACAGAAAAAAUACAUAAAUCUAAUUUAAAAGUUGUACGACUUUGUGCAAAAUCACGAGAAGCAAUCGAUUCGCCAGUCAGCUUUCUUGCUCUUCAUAAUCAAAUCAAAAAUAUGGAGACAAAUACUGAAUUGCAAAAAUUACAGCAAUUAAAAGAUGAAACUGGAGAAUUAUCUAGCGUUGAUGAAAAACGUUACAGAUUAUUGAAAAAAGCAGCAGAAAAAGAAUUAUUGGAAGCAGCCGAUGUAAUUUGCUGUACCUGUGUUGGAGCUGGUGAUCCUAGAUUACACAGGCUCAAGUUUCAUUCGAUUCUUAUUGAUGAGAGUAUGCAAGCAACUGAACCUGAAUGUAUGGUGCCAGUUGUUCUUGGAGCAAAACAAUUAAUUCUCGUUGGUGAUCAUUGUCAAUUAGGACCAGUAGUUAUGUGCAAAAAAGCAGCAAGAGCAGGUUUAUCACAAUCUCUUUUCGAAAGACUAGUUGUACUUGGAAUUAGACCUUUCAGAUUGGAAGUACAAUAUCGUAUGCAUCCAGAUCUUUCUCGAUUUCCAUCAAAUUUUUUCUAUGAAGGUUCUUUGCAAAAUGGUGUAUGUGCAGAUGAAAGAAAAUUGUUGAAAAUUGAUUUUCCUUGGCCUGCACCUGACAAACCUAUGUUUUUUUAUGUUACUCAAGGUCAGGAAGAAAUAGCUGGAAGUGGUACGUCAUAUUUGAAUCGAACGGAAGCAUCUAAUGUUGAAAAAAUAGCAACUAGAUUUUUACGUUGUGGUGUAAAGCCUGAACAAAUUGGAGUAAUAACUCCAUAUGAAGGUCAACGAGCUUAUUUAGUUCAAUAUAUGCAAUACCAAGGAUCCUUGCAUUCAAAACUUUAUCAGGAGAUCGAGGUUGCUAGUGUAGAUGCAUUUCAGGGUAGGGAAAAGGAUAUAAUAAUUAUGUCUUGUGUCCGAUCGAAUGAACAUCAAGGUAUUGGAUUUCUGAAUGAUCCACGAAGAUUAAACGUAGCUUUAACCCGAGCAAAAUAUGGAAUCAUAAUUGUAGGAAAUCCGAAAGUAUUAUCAAAGCAACCAUUAUGGAAUCAUUUAUUGAGUUUUUACAAAGAACAAAAAGUUCUAGUAGAAGGACCUUUGAAUAAUCUUAAAGAAUCUAUGAUUCAAUUUGCUAAACCAAAGAAACUCGUUAAUGCUGCUAAUCCAGGUUCUCAUUUCAUGUCCACGUCAAUGUAUGAUGCAAGAGAAGCUCUUAUUCCAGGUUCCGUAUACGAUCGAUCAGGUACUCAGGUUAAUGGAACGCAAAAUCAUAAUCCUUAUUAUCAAAGAAAUGUACCUUUAGAUAUAUUCAGUAGGACCCAUGACACCAUAAGCUAUAUCAGUCCAGAGAGAGCUCAAGCAGCGAUGAAUAAUGUUCCAGUUCCAGUGGGAAUGUUUAUGAAUAUGGCACAUGUGCCUCCGCGAUUUUAUAAUCAACAUCAGCAGGCAUUACAGGCUAGACAAAACCAACGUAAUCGUCGAGGAACAUCUUUAUCGAAAAAUAAACAGGGUCCACGAAUGGGCAAACUAAGUCAAACGGAACAAAAUACUCAACCAUAUAGUCAGCCAGGUUUACCAUUAACUCAAGGUACGACACAGGGAAUGUCGCAACCAGGUUUCAGUCUUUCUCAGCCCGGCCUUAGUCAAGCAGAGCUUUCUCAGGAUUCGUUUGCUGUCGGAGAAUUUCAAUCGCAAAUGGAUGGCUUAUUAUCUCAAGACUCAACUUAUCAAGGUGAUCGAAGUGGUUUUUAUCAAUCUGGACAGUCACAAGCUGGGGGACAGUUCUCCCAGCCAUAUUGAGCCGAGACCGUACGGCUGAGCAACGCAAUUGCUAUGCAGCGUCGCGGGAGCGACUGAAGGCUCGUUCGACCAAUUCUUCUUCGACCAACAACCACAAAUCACUAACUGCGCAAAACGGUAAAACGGCUCGGCGAUCGAGUACGGUAUAUGCACACGCAGUCGUCGGCGUUUUAAAAGAGGGUUUUAAAACAAACAAGCAAAACCAAAAAAAAAAAAAA